Molecule: messenger RNA, 2228 nt
Organism: Aspergillus campestris IBT 28561
Lineage: Eukaryota; Fungi; Ascomycota; Eurotiomycetes; Eurotiales; Aspergillaceae
Product: Auxin Efflux Carrier superfamily
Exons: 4
Coding region: 330-2078 (582 amino acids)
Biological process (GO): transmembrane transport
Cellular component (GO): endoplasmic reticulum; membrane
Source: RefSeq, a predicted model, not a curated record
AUCAAGCUCCGCCUCUUGCCAGGCUCACCUCUGGAUUAUAUUCUGUUCAUCUUCAAAUUAACUUCUACCUUCUCCACGUCCUACGCCCUUACUCUGAUUAGGUUUUUACCUGGAUUCAUCUCCCUAUCUCCCCGAUCGGAGCUAUCAACCUUAUCAGCAAGCUCAACCGCCACAAAACCUGCUUUCCGAAGAUCUUUGCCUGCCGCCUUCCUGGUCGGGCAAGAUUUCGUCAACCCGACCAGCUGGAAUCAAUCUGCCUGUCCAACCCUCAUCUUCGCAACAUCGCGUCCACACCAACCCCCUGUUCAAUUUUGACUUUCCCCCCUUCGAUGGCCUUUUUUACGGCACCGCGAUCUCUGCAAAAUGCCGCCUCUCUGGUUCCCCGUGACGCGCUCUUGACGCAGGCGCAGGUGGGCGUCAACCUGGUUCAGGAUGUCCAGGCUCCACAUUCCAGUCACCCGCCCUUUUUUCAUCUCGUCCUUCUCGUUUUUGAAGCUGUUCUGGAGGUCGUUUGCGUGAGCUUGCCGGGGUAUAUCGUUGCGAAGCAGGGGAUGUUUGAUGCUGAGGCGCAGAAACUUGUCGCCAAUCUCAACGUCUUCUUGUUCACUCCGUGUCUAAUCUUCACCAAGCUUGGGUCCCAGCUCACCGCGGAGAAGUUGACCGAUCUCGCCAUCAUUCCAUUCAUCUUCGUGGUCCAGACCUGUGUCUCGUACUUUUGCGCCUGGGCGGUCUCGCGAUGUCUCCGCUUCAAGAAACGGCCGGCAAAUUUCGUGGCAGCCAUGGCUGUCUUCGGCAACUCCAAUUCGCUCCCCAUCUCCCUAGUCAUGUCGCUCUCCCAGACUCUGAAAGGCCUGCACUGGGACCGCGUCCCCAAUGACAACGAUGACGAAGUGGCGGCUCGGGGUAUUCUCUACUUGCUCAUCUUCCAACAGCUGGGCCAGCUCGUCCGCUGGAGUUGGGGAUACCACGUCCUGCUUGCUCCGCGGGAGCGAUACGUGGAGGAUGGCGAACGGGAGCAGGCGGAAUCUGUCGAAGACGCGCAGGAGCCAUACCGGGAUAAUCCAGAUGAGGUUGAGCAUACUGAGGAGCCACUGAUCCGUACGCGAAUUUCCGAGGAUGCUUUGGGUGGCCCGCCAGUCAGUCCUGGGGAACCAGGUCCUGGGUUCCGUUCCGGGGAGCAAACCCCUGUCAGCGCGCACACUUACUCCAAGUAUUCCCAGCAGGACGGAGCCGACACGGAACCCAGCAGCCCGACGCAUCUCGCCCCUCCACGGGGACCUUUCCUGCCCCGUCUGAGCUCGCGCGGGGAUAUCCUGUGCUUCCCCAGCGUGGAGAUUCCUCCUCGGGAGCAACGGAAGAGAGGAUCGGUAGGCAGAGCCAGGGCUUCUAUCUCCCGAAUGGGUAGUCGUGUCGCGAGCAGCGGAGGGAAGCGCAUGGACGCGAUUUUCGAAAAGCUUCCCCCGAUCAUGCAGAAAACCUUGUCUGCGUGCUCCAGUGGCGCACGGAGGUUCUUCCGGGGGUUGUGGGACUUUAUGAAUCCGCCGCUGUGGGCCAUGCUAGUCGCGAUCGUGACAGCGUCCGUACCAUCGCUCCAACACCUAUUCUUCGACGAGGGCACUUUCGUCCACAACUCCGUGACGCGCGCAAUUGGCCAAAACGCACAGGUAGCCGUGCCGUUGAUCUUGGUAGUCCUCGGCGCCAACCUAGCACGCAACACACUGCCAGAGGAGGCCCUACUAGAAAUGGAGCACCCAAAGGAGGAGAACAAACUGAUCUUUGCCUCCUUGGUAGCCCGCAUGCUCCUCCCAACCCUCAUCAUGGCACCCUUCCUCGCCCUGCUAGCGAAAUACGUCCCCGUCAGCAUCCUCGACGACCCGAUCUUCAUCAUCGUCUGCUUCCUGCUCACGGGGGCGCCGUCGGCGCUGCAGCUGGCGCAGAUCUGCCAGAUCAAUAACGUUUAUGUGUCCGCCAUGUCGAAGCUUCUGUUCCAGAGCUAUGUGGUUUGGAUCCUUCCCUCAACGCUUGUACUUGUAAUGUGUGCUAUGGAGGUUGUGGAGUGGGCGUCUAAUUCGGCGUAGCUGGUGGUUGUGGCGUUAACAGGCUGGCUUGGCUUGCUUUUUUUUUCUCUUUUCUCGGUAUUGUUAUAAUUAUGUUUCAACUGUUACGACGAAAUGAACUUGGUCAUCCAUAUUAGCCUAGUAGUAUAGGUACUGACCUACCUACUUUCC